AUCUACGUCAAAUAUAACUUUACUAUUGUAGGUAUACUUACUCUUUACAUCGUCAAUUAACCGACAUGUCAAACCCAUGUAUCGAAAAUAUUUUAAGUUGAAAUUCUUCGGCGGAAUUUCCACUGCGUAAAUACCAACUUCUUGGUCAAACAGCUAGAUAACGUGAGAAUUUCCAAAUAAUAUAUACUCGCAAACAAGGAACUUUGUGAUCAGUUCCCAUAGGAAUUCCUGGCCAAAAUAGACUGAGUGAAUAAUCUUCGAAUAGAUAGCCAGUUGACUAUUGAAGCAAUGUUCGUUUGGCAAGCAUUCACUUAUAUCUUUGUCUUCCUUCAUGCCACGAUCUUCUGCCAGAUAGAGAUAGAGCAGAUUUUUGUCAAUUAUGGUCCCAAUACAAACUCACAAGACAGAGCCGAAAUAGAAAACGAGGCAUGUACGUGCAUCUCGACCGAUAUGUGUGACCAAUCCAUGGUCAACAUUUAUGGAGAAAACUUGAUAGAUUAUAAAAUGGGCGAACCUGAUGACAGCCAUUGCUUCAAAGGAGAAGUCUGCUGCACCCCCUCCCACACCCUCAAGCAACCCACCACGUCCACGGUCACCUUCAACGAACAGAUGGGCUGCGGCUAUCGCUACCCCAACGGCUUGGGCGUCCCAGUCGCCCCCAUAGCCGAAUCUCCUACAACUGCUACCAGAGCGCAGUUCGCAGAAUUCCCGUGGAUGGUCGCCAUCAUGAGAACGAACCAGUCGUCAGACGUAUCGUCCUACGACGAGGAUUACGACCCAGACGACACGGACCUCCUCUACCAGUGUGGCGGAUCGCUUAUACACCCCCAAGUGGUGCUGACGGCCGCUCAUUGCCUCAGGAAUCGGCGGGCCAAAUACACGGCCAGAGCUGGUGAAUGGGACACCAUGGACGACAACAAGUUGUACCCGCAUCAAGACAGAGAAGUCCAAUUUACGGCUAUACACCAUAACUUCCACGCCGGAACAGCUCACAAUGACAUAGCGCUCCUGGUGCUGGAGACACCCUUCGAGAUGGAGAAAAACCUCGCGAUGGUCUGUCUGCCGGAUCAAGACCAUGUUACGGAAGCGGAAGAUUGCAUCGCCACCGGCUGGGGCAGAGAUUUCUACGGCUUAGAAAGCGAACAGCAGCACAUCUUGAAGAGGAUCGAGCUGCCGAUGGUUGACAGAGUUACGUGCCAGGACGAUUUGCGCCAGACUCGACUGGGACCGUAUUUCCGACUGCACGAGAACUUCAUAUGUGCCGGUGGCCAGAAAGACGUAGACACUUGCGUUGGGGAUGGAGGUGGACCGCUCGUUUGUCCCUUCAGUGAGACCAACGGGAGGUAUUUUCAGGCUGGUAUAGUAUCCUGGGGCAUUGGGUGCGGCAAAGAGAAUGUGCCGGGGGUAUACACCAGCGUGGCCAAAUUCAGGAACUGGAUCGAUGAGAAAAUGGAGUCCUUCAACUUGACAUCAUCAGUGUAUCAAGCAGAAUUAUAAAUUGUAUAAUAUUGCUGUUUUACAUAAAAUUAUAACUUUGACUUGAA
Phaedon cochleariae (mustard beetle) is the source of this 1544-nucleotide messenger RNA. NCBI's taxonomy places the organism in Eukaryota, Metazoa, Arthropoda, Insecta, Coleoptera, Chrysomelidae. The record is from the annotation of a GenBank genome assembly.